This is a messenger RNA of Chara braunii, 4126 nucleotides long. NCBI's taxonomy places the organism in Eukaryota, Viridiplantae, Streptophyta, Charophyceae, Charales, Characeae. The record is from the annotation of a GenBank genome assembly.
CCCGGCAAUGUUUCAGCGGGCCAUGAAUAUGGCCUUCGCUGAGUUCGUUAACAAAACCCGACUAACCCAGCCCCUGAUCAAUUUCUGCGUGAUUGUGUAUAUGGAUGAUAUUUUGGUCUUUUCAAAAACACAUGAGUACCACGUGGAACACAUCGAGUGGGUUUUGCAUGCACUGAAAGAUGCCGGGUUCAAAGUGGCCUUGGAGAAAAGCGAGUUCUUCUUGUCGGAGAUCUCAUUCUUGGGGUAUACCGUCACGGUCAAUAGACUAAAACCGGAUCCGAGAAAGGUGGCAGCUGUUCAAGAUGCCCCGGCGCCGGUCACACUCACCCAGGUUCGGGCUUUUCUAGGGCUGGCAUCCUAUUACCGAGGCUUCAUCAAGGGGUUCGUCGGUAUAGCGAAGCCCCUCACGAACCUGGUGAAGAAAGAGGAACARCUGAUCUGGACGYCGGAAUGUGAAGCGGCRUUUCAGGCAUUGAAGGAGGCUCUGACAUCUGCUCCUGUGUUGGCGUGUCCCUACCCGACAAGACCGUUCGCACUGUACACAGACUGGCAGCCUCAGGCGAUAUCGGCGGUGCUGACUCGGCACGGGAAGGACGAAAGGGAGCACGUCAUUGAGUAUGCGUCCAAGACGCUAAGCCAGGCGCAGGCUAAUUACGAAGCAUGCAAAGGUGAAUGUCAGGCGGUGGUGUGGGGGAUUCAGCACUUCCGACCGUAUCUGUACGGCCAGAAAUUCGUGCUGGUAACGGAUCAUCAGCCGCUGCUAUCCCUACGCAACAGCACGGACUACACGGGGAUGCUGGGCAGGUGGGCGGUGCAUCUGCAAGACUACGACUUUGACAUCCGCCAUCGCGCCAAGCGGCAACAUGGUAACGCCGAUGGAUUAACACGCCUUCUGCCACCCAACAAGUGUCCCGCCAACGAGCGACUCAUUCCGUGGAAGCCUGAAGUCGCGGCGACGAAACCACACUACGGGGAGCUACACGUGCUGCGCGACUCGCUGUCAGAACUUAACAAAGCCGAACGGCGGAGAGUCACGGAGCGGGCGCAAGACUAUCGCCGGCAGGGCCCGAUGUUACAAAAACUGAAGGUCGAUGACGACGGAGAGUCUAGCUGGUUGACGGUUCCACAUCCUCUUGCUAGGUUCGAUUGGACGGGAGCCGCUCAUGAGGAGGAUGCGUUCCGUUUCGCGGUCAAGUACACGGAAAAAGCCAUCGAAAAUAACGGAUGGUACUGGUCGGGAAUUCGGGAAGAUGUGAAAUACAUCGUUCAAAAUUGCCCGGCCUGCACGGCGGACAAGGCAACCGUACAGAUGCCUCGGACGAUGGUGCCAACUCAUGUAGAGCGCCCCUUUCAGAGGGUUAGCAUCGAUACGACGGACGUCAACGUUCCGAGAGGGAUGAACCAUCGCCAGCCGGAGCAUGGGCCCCUCGAGCACUUCCAAACGCCGCUUGCAGAUCGCUUGUUGCGGCAUCGGUUUAAUGAGGAGAGGCAGUUGCGGUACGACGUCGAACAGGUGAACGUGCCAGCACCCGGGGUUGCUGACUUGGCGGCAUACUCGUUGCUUUGCGAUCGGCUGACGUACGCGGGGGUGUACGUGGACGUGACGCAGUUGCUCGGCCGAGAGACGACCCGGGUAUUCAUUGAGUUCCGUGCGCUCCAGAUGGCACCCAAUUUCGUGCACAACGUCGCCACCUUCAUUGGAGACUUGACGAUCCUCCCGCAGGAGAAUCAGGAGCCGGCGCGCAGCUUUGUGCGCGAGCACGCGGUAGAAGCGGCCAGAUCAGUGGCCAGAGUGCAAGGACGGAGCGGGCACCGAUUCACAGCCCACGAAGUGCUGCUGCGUAGGGCCGAGGACGGGCCGAUUGCGCUGGUGCCGCAGCUCCCCCUCACGGCGGGCCCUUACCCCAUGCGCGAGUUCUCGGAGUACCUGGUGGAGCUAACUGACGUGGAGCCGCUGCCCUUCGCUGACGAGGACGCGUGGGAGUUGCACCGUGCGCUGUACAAAUCGGUGGCGCUGGGGAUGUUCCGGUUCUUCGUGGAUCUUGAAGACCACGCUACCGGUGAGCACUUCGUCGUUUACUACGUCAUCACGCGGCCCAAGUCAGCGGAGAAGGAAGGGACGGUAGCGCUGUACCCAUUCGCCAAGCUCCAGACGAUCGAUCCGGGAUUUUUGGAGCUCAUACAUCUUGUGCUCCUCUCCAUCGCGCAAGUGAUCGCGAGCGAGGAGGAGGAGAUCCAACCGCGAUUGCGGACGGCGACGGCCCUGCGGAGAACGUACAACGAGGUCGUCAUCCCGGACUACAUUGCGCAGCGCGUGGAGAGAUUGGAGGACUUCCUGGAUAAAAGGCCGUUGCGUCCUCGCUCAUCGUACUUUUGGCCAGCGCCACCAAAGGCCCCCAAGAAGACGCCGAAGAGGAAGAGACGCCACCCGUCGCCAGAAGCGCAAGGCAGCAGGAUCGGCGGCGGCGAGGAGGUGAUUCAGCCCGCGCGAGCGGCGACGCUCGUUAAGGAGACUAUCGUGCCAUCACCGCCCAUUCCGCGUGUGCCCGACCUCAAUCUUGAUGGAGCCAGGCCAUCAUCAACAGCAGCAGCCGGAGGAGGAAGCCGAAUGGGAUAUCCGGAUCCCGUAUCCAGACGCCCCGUCCUCGCGGGACCUCUCCUGGCCUUGGAGAAAAGCGAGUUCUUCUUGUCGGAGAUCUCAUUCUUGGGGUAUACCGUCACGGUCGACAGACUAAAACCGGAUCCGAGGAAGGUGGCAGCUGUUCAAGAUGCCCCGGCGCCGGUCACACUCACCCAGGUUUGGGCUUUUCUAGGGCUGGCAUCCUAUUACCGAGGCUUCAUCAAGGGGUUCGUCGGUAUAGCGAAGCCCCUCACGAACCUGGUGAAGAAAGAGGAACARCUGAUCUGGACGYCGGAAUGUGAAGCGGCRUUUCAGGCAUUGAAGGAGGCUCUGACAUCUGCUCCUGUGUUGGCGUGUCCCUACCCGACAAGACCGUUCGCACUGUACACAGACUGGCAGCCUCAGGCGAUAUCGGCGGUGCUGACUYGRCACGGGAAGGACGAWAGGGAGCACGUCAUUGAGUAUGCGUCCAAGACGCUAAGCCAGGCGCAGGCUAAUUACGAAGCAUGCAAAGGUGAAUGUCAGGCGGUGGUGUGGGGGAUUCAGCACUUCCGACCGUAUCUGUACGGCCAGAAAUUCGUGCUGCUAACUGACGUGGAGCCGCUGCCCUUCGCCGACGAGGACGCGUGGGAGUUGCACCGUGCGCUGUACAAGUCGGUGGCGCUGGGGAUGUUCCGGUUCUUCAUGGAUCACGAAGACCACGCUACCGGUGAGCACUUCGUCGUUUACUACGUCAUCACGCGACCCAAGUCAGCGGAGAAGGAAGGGACGGUAGCGCUGUACCCAUUCGCCAAGCUUCAGACGAUCGAUCCGGGAUUUUUGGAGCUCAUACAUCUUGUGCUCCUCUCCAUCGCUCAAGUGAUCGCGAGCGAGGAGGAGGAGAUCCAACCGCGAUUGCGGACGGCGACGCCCCCGCGGAGAACGUACAACGCGGUCGCCACCCCGGACUACAUUGCGCAGCGCGUGGAGAGAUUGGAGGACUUCCCGGAGGAAAGGCCGUUGCGUCCUCGCUCAUCGUACUCUCGGCCAGCGCCACCAAAGGCCCCCAAGAAGACGCCGAAGAGGAAGAGACGCCACCCGUCGCCACAAGCGCAAGGCAGCAGGAUCGGUGACGGCGAGGAGGUGAUUCAGCCCGCGCGCGCGGCGACGCUCGUUAAGGAGACUAUCGUGCCAUCGCCGCCCAUUCCGCGUGUGCCCGACCUCAAUCUUGAUGGAGCCGGGCCAUCAUCAACAGGAAGCCGAAUGGGAUAUCCGGAUCCCGUAUCCAGACCCCCCAUCCUCGCGGGACCUCUCCGUUCCCGCCAACCACCCCGGGAUGCCCCGGUCAUUGACCUUAGUAGUUCAUCCAAGCCGGACGUUCCAUCCGACCGAGGUAGACUUCAUGGUGGAGCCCGCCACCAUUAGGCUCGAGGCCAUCGCGGGGGCGCCACGCCCUGAUCCGGCGUGGGAGCCAUAUCUAACACCCCCUUUUCAAGGGUGUACUGCGGCACGAUUGGCCAGGACGCU